AUGCUGCCCCGGUGGGAAGCAGCCCUGCUGAUCCUGAUCGCAGCAGUCCACCUUGGGGUUGUGAGGGCAGCCGUGCUGCCAGGCCGGGGCCUGCUUCAAGCCCAGGCCGGCGAGAUUCGGAUCGUGUCGGCGAACGCGAGCGGCGUGGUGGGCGCCUUUGACAACGUGACGACCGGCGGGAGGAUAGUGUUGGACGUGGAGAGGGUCGCAAUCAGCGGCGUGCUGACGAUCGCCGCGCCCAACGUUUCGGUGGUCGGCAACUCGUCAAGGGGGAACGGGACGGUGAUUGUCUGCGUCAGCGGCGGCGCCGGCAUCGAAAUCAGGGCCACAGGUGCCGUUCUUAGCAACUUCUCAAUCCAGAACUGCACCAGCACCGCCAUCAGGGUAGUGAAACCCGCUGGGAAUGGCACCACCCAGCUUGACGCGACGAUCAGGGACGUCCGCUUCUUCAACAACGAUGACAGGAACAGCAGCGGGUUUGGGCAAAGCGGCGGGGGCGGCCUGGGGGUGGUGGGCGCCAAUGUGACGGUCGAAGACUGCAUCUUCGCGAACAAUGGACGAAACAUAGGGGGAGGAAUAUCUGCGUUCGAUUCGAACCUCACCGUUCUUCGCAGCCAAUUUGUGGAAAACAGUGCCAGGCUGACAGGCGGGGCCAUCAGCAUCGAGUCAAGCCAAGCAGCACAGCAGUUGGUGGUGGAGGGUUGCAAUUUCACAAGAAAUAGGGACCCAGAGAGCCAGGGCCCCCUCCCCGGGGGCGUGAGCGUGUUCUCACCUGACUCCAGGCCCCUUGAGGUUUCCAACUUCAUAGUCUUCAGCGGACCUGGCAAGUCGGGUGGUGGGGCAAUUUUCGCGGAGCGGCUGCAAUCUGUGCAGAUCAGUGACUCGAAAUUUGUUUCAAAUUUUGCAUCCCCAGCUGGCGGGGCCCUCACGCUGCUGGACAACAACCAGGUGAAUGUCUCCAAGUGCGCAUUCGAGAACAAUGAAGCAAGGGAAGGUGCGCAGGAUACACAGGGGCUCGCCCAGGGCGGGGCAAUCUACCUGGCGGCCCCACAGGAUGAUGGUGUGAGCCUUUUCCUGAACAACGCGUUUGUGAACAAUACUGCGGGCUACGGCGGGGCCCUGCACACGAUCACAGCAGCAAAAGCUGCCCUGAGAGUGGAGGUUUGCAACCUGACAGGAAAUGUCGCGUGGCUGGGCGGGGGGGCAGGUGUGUUCAGAAACACCGAGAGCAUGGAGUUUGUCCAGUUGAAUGUUACUGCGAACAGGGCCAAGGUGGGCGGAGGAUUGAUCCUGGCAAAUGGGGCAGGUGUCUUCGCUGUUACAAACAUGACCUUCACUAAUAAUUUGGCGCUUGAUGGAGGUGCCCUGUUGCUGGUGGGUUCAGGCCAGGCAAACUUCCAGAGGUCCCUCUUUUCCCAAAACAAGGCAAGGGGAAAUGGCGGUGCUGUUGCUGCUGUGCAGUCCCUGGCCAGUGGCACAGUGAGUUUCCUCAAUGCUGAAUUCGUUUCAAAUCUGGCCAAAUUCGGCGGGGCCAUCCAUGUCGACAGCACUGCCAGAUUCAGGCUCAAUGGGGCAACCGACGACCAGACGACCUUUGUCAACAACACAGCCCUUGGUGGGGGUGCCAUCUAUGUGCAGCUUCGGCACCCUGUUGGGAGCAGUUUUGCCUUAUCUCGAGGAGAAUUUCGAAGCAAUCGUGCAUUAACCUCACCUGAGGAUGUUGGAUUUCUGGAGGUGAAGGUCCCAAGGCGGGACUCGGACCCUGACGAACCGGCUGAGGACGUAUCUGACCUGUUGGGCAGCAUUGACCCUGAGGCGGACAACCCCUGCACCCCUGGCGGUGGUGGCGCAAUUUGUUUGGCGCUGACCCGCAUAGCUGAGAGAGUGACCAUCACUGUUGACAUUGAGGAGUCCAACUUCAUUGAGAACAGUGCCUCCACCGGAGGUGCAGUGUUCAUUGGGACUACCCGGGAGGCCCAGUGGAGUGCUCCGAAGACUUGCGGCUCUGCACUUGGCGAUUCUGUUACCUUCACUGCCGCACCCUGCAGGGAGCUGGGCAUCCAAGACUUGCACUUCGAAAACAACACGGCAGAAAAUGGAGGCAACAACUUGUUUGCCACUGAUCCAGAUGAUGUCUGGAGUGCAGAGAAGGGCCGCCUGAGCAAGUUUUCUCAACUCUCGGCCAGUGCCACUGGCCAGAACAGCACAUCAGGGGAGAACCUGAUGGGUUCUGUUGCAUCAGCAGUGACCAGGCUGGACGUCUCUUCAGCCACCCUGGAGGAUGCGUACCUUGUGAGGGACCACCUUGCGGGCAUCCCCCUGCCCACUGUCAAUGUCACACUGCGGGAUGCCUUCGACCAGGUCAUCUUAGGGGGCAUCACAGACUCCGGGCUUGUGGUGACCGUGACAGGAGACUGCAAGGAUGGUGGGGACUGCGUGACUGGCCAACGCACUGUGACGGCCAGAGAUGGCAUUGCCAGCUUCGAUGGCAUCAACAUAGUCGCCCAGCCUGGCGACUACUCACUCAGCUUCAGUGCCAUUGGGGUGCCGCCCGUGGUGGCAAACUUCACCAUCCGGGAUUGCAGACCCGGUGAAGUGAACAGCACCACAGGCGGCCUCAAUGUGUGCCAGAAUUGUAGUGCUGGCGAGUACAGCUUCAUCCCUCAGGUGGAUUGCAGGAAAUGCGAGUCGCGGGCGAUUUGCAGCGGCAUGGCAGCAUUGGUGCCCAAUGACGGCUACUGGCACUCCAGCCCCUUUUCCAUACAGCUCCACCAGUGCCUGUUUGAGGAUGCGUGCAAAUUUGAGAUCCUCACUCCUGAUGGCACUGGAAACACUACGACGAGGAGAGAGAUUUUGACUGAAUUCUAUUCCAAUUUGGAGCUGAAGGAAGUCGAAGCAGCCAGAGAGGAGAUGUACAACAAUGCAGAGUACCAGCAAUGCAGACAGGGGUACCAAGGUGUCCUGUGCGCCUCCUGUGAGUCUGGAUAUGGCCAUCUUCCUGGAGGGGAGUGCUCAAAGUGCGAUGAAAAUCGGAAGGUGACUGUGGUCUAUAUUUUGCUCAUCUUCCUGUGGAGUCUGGUCCUGCUGGCACUGGCUGUUCGGAGUGCCCUGUCGAGCAUCAAGAACAUUGCUGAAGCCCACGAGUGGAGCAGGGUAUCAUUCAAGAAGAGACCUGCAGUGAAUGUGAACAGCAAUGGAGCUGGCUGCAAAGACCCCUCGACAAUGCCAUGCCCUGAAGCCAUGGAUGCCCUUUCCAAUGGGGGCUCCAAAUCGGAGAUAGCACCAGAGGGAAGCUCCUCGGAACGCAACUGUGCAGACCCCACAAAAGAGUCAGGCAAGCCCAGACGAUCGAUUGUGAGCAGCAUCACCGCCCAGCGACCGGCCUUGCCUGCAGGGCUCUCAGAGCCCGCACCUGGCAGCCAACAAGUGUCGAUCGACCACAUCACAGCUGCGGAGAAGAUAUCUGAGACCCUGAAGAUCGCCACGAACUUCCUCCAAGUGACCGGUGUCGCUGUCUCCAUCAACGUGGACUGGACGGCAACGGUGAAGAAGCUGCUUGGCGUGUGGGACACCCUCGUGGCCUUCUCCAACAGCUCCUCCCUGUUCGCGAUGGACUGCGCUCUGAGCGAGGACAGCGCUGUGGCCCGACCCAUCCGGGGCACCAUCUUCCGCGUCUUCUUUCCCUUCCUCCUCUUCGUGGUGGUCUCCGUUUUCUUCUUCCUCAUGCACGUGCACAACCGCAGGAAGGGCAUUGACGACCCCGGGUAUUUGAGCAGCCGAAUUACCAUCAGCGCACUGGCCCUGGUGUUCUUCUCCUACCACAGCAUCACCGAGGAGUUGAUGCGCACGCUGAACUGCGUCUCGCUGGACGACCCGACAAGCGAGGAGCCAGCGUACAGCGACUUCGCGGUGGCGCGGGGUCGCUUUUGGGCGGAGGACACCUCCGAGCAGUGCUUCGAGUCGCACCACGGCCUGCUGGCCUUCGCGCUGGGCGUGCCCGGCCUGGCCCUCUUCUCCCUGGGCGCCCCCGUGGUCCUCCUGACCCUCCUGCUGCGCAGCCGCGCCCAGGGCCGCCUCACGGACAACCAGUUCCUCAACUCCUACGGCUUCGUGUACCAGAACUACACGGAGAGCCACGUGUACUGGGAGGUCAUCAUCCUCGUGCGCAAGGCGCUCAUAGGCGCCGUCGUCGUCUUCGGCUACGAGGCGGGGUCCAACUUGCAGGGGGUGAUGGCGCUGGGCAUACUCAUCGUCGCCCUGGUCAUGCACACCGUGUGCCUGCCGUACAAGUACGACGCCCUCAACCUGGUGGAGGGCCUCUCCCUGCUGGUCUCCAUACUGACCUUCUACUCGGGCGUGGUGUUCAACGACGAGAACACCUCCACUGCUGCGCGGCACCUGUUCACGGGCGUGGUCCUCCUGGCCAACCUGGUGGUCGUCGGCUGCUUCCUGUUCAUGCUGUUCCGGUAUCUCGACGUCUUCGUGACGGCGCGGCUGUGGCGGGAGGGGAUCCAGCCGCCGGGGAGCAUGCCCUGGCGGCUGGCCCGAUUUGCGGGCCACGUGCUGGGCAGGACGGUCCUGGUGCAGCGCGUGGGCGCCAGCCUGGCGUGGCUUGCCUGUGGGGGGGGAAGGAGGAAGCGGCAGCAGGCCGAGUUGCCAAUGGCAAAUCUGCCGUACCGAGUCUGA
Molecule: messenger RNA, 4686 nt
Organism: Ostreobium quekettii
Lineage: Eukaryota; Viridiplantae; Chlorophyta; Ulvophyceae; Bryopsidales; Ostreobiaceae
Source: the annotation of a GenBank genome assembly